GCAGCCAGCCUUGGAUUGGUUGAGGCUGAGUUCCAGGAGAGCAUGUAGGGAAAAAACCUUUCAAAAACUCUGGCUCUUGGAGCCCACAGCUCCUUUGUUCCUCUCGGAAGCCAAGCCCUGUCGCACCAUGGACAAGUCUGCGCUGUGCCACCUGACGGAUGCCAACGGGAAUUUGAAAAACCAGAUCUGGGACCUGAGAGAGACGGCCGCCAACCUCGACGCCGAGAAGCAGGAGAUCCUGACGGAGAACAAGAGCGUCAAAGAGCAGAACCGGAGCCUGGAAGCCAAGAUCGAGUGUUUCAAAGCCAUGGCGGAGGACUUUGAAAAGGAAGAAGAGGAGCUCCAGGGAGUGCUGAGGAAGCUGGAGGAGACGAUCGGGCAGCUGGAAUCCCAGAACACGGCCCUGAAAGGCACCAACAAGAUGCUGAGGACCGAAAUACAAAAGGUGUCCGGCCACAUCGUUCUGUUUCAGGAUUACAAGGCGACACAAGACCAGGACAUCUGCCACAUGAAGCAGGUGAUGGAGCACAUCGUGAGCUACUUCAAGCAGCUGGAGUCGAAGAUCGAGACGGCCGAGCAGAGAUUCGGCGAGGAGCAGAGCGAAGCCGCUGAGCUCCAGCGCACCUUGGAUGAGCUUGAGCAGAUCCGCGAGGUCCAGGAGAACGAGAUCCUGUGCCUGAAGGACCAGCUGGAAGAGGCGUCGUUCAUGAGGCUGGAGAAAGACGAGAGCCUCAAAGUCCCAUCUCUGCUACACGAGAUGGUCCAAGCCAAGCUGGUCCAGGAUUCCUUGGCCAUGCAGAGCAGCCUCCUCUUCCUGCUUUCCAAAGUCAUGUGGCUGUUGCUGGCGGUGGCCGUCUGCCUGGGAUUCCUGAACGUCUUGGCCAAAGUCUACCUCUUCGUCUUCAACCAGGACCUGGAAUCCGGAAGCCAAGCUCUGCUGUUCACGGACCGCCUCCGUUUGCUGGCGGAAGUCCUCUCUCCACAUCCCAUGAGGAGGUCGAACGGCUUGCUGCCCUAUUGAGAUGGACGCCGCGGCGCAGGAAGCAAACCGGGCAGAGCUAGCCGCGCAUUCUUGUAUCAAAACCGUGUGCCUUCAAAAAUUAAAAGGACCCCCUCCCCCACUUAAGAAAA
Molecule: messenger RNA, 1131 nt
Organism: Lacerta agilis (Sand lizard)
Lineage: Eukaryota; Metazoa; Chordata; Lepidosauria; Squamata; Lacertidae
Product: myosin heavy chain, skeletal muscle-like
Exons: 2
Coding region: 128-1021 (297 amino acids)
Source: RefSeq, a predicted model, not a curated record